This is a messenger RNA of Polypterus senegalus (gray bichir), 2078 nucleotides long. Its product is annotated as gastrula zinc finger protein XlCGF57.1-like. NCBI's taxonomy places the organism in Eukaryota, Metazoa, Chordata, Cladistia, Polypteriformes, Polypteridae. The coding region runs from base 136 to 1971 and encodes 611 amino acids. The record is from RefSeq and is a predicted model, not a curated record. The transcript has 3 exons.
UCCCGCUCCUCAGUCGACACGAGAGUCCGAACUUCGCACACCAAGAAAAGAAAGUAAAGUGCGGCAGAUAAAAAGUGCCAUCUAGUAAGGGCCAGGGCUGUCCCCGUGAGCAGAGUAAGAGUUUGACACAAAAGCAUGGCCUCCACCACAGAGGACAACUUGCAUCCAAGACUGGUGACCAUUAAACAGGAGGAAUGGGAGUGGGGCCCACUGGGUGAUCUGCACGUGAAGUGGGAGGGCUGUGAAGGAAGGGUUUCAGAUUUUAUAAAGGAGGAGCCCAUGGGGGAGGCUGCCGAGGUGAAAGCUGAGCAUUCGGAGGCCUGGGCAGAUUAUCUCGACCUGCAAAGACACAAACUUGAGAAUGUCUUCAAGCGGGAACCUUGUGAAAAGGCUCAUUGGAGUUUGCAGCCCUGGGCCGCCGAUAUGGGGCAACCAGCAAUGUGGCAGAACUCUGUGGAAGUGAAAUCCGAGAUAUCUGGGGAGAAAAUCGCUGGGGGAGACUGGAAGGAAGGAGAAGAGCAGAAGUCGGAGGGGAGCUUUGGAAUAAAUGUACAGGAUAAUGGCAGCUCCUCCCCAUCUUCAUUUGCUCAUCCUUCUCAGUACAGACAGGGCAACGAGAAGAUGAGGAAUUCAACAAGAGGAUCGGAGAAUUUGGCAGUGGCCUCUUUGCAAUACGGCUCUUGUUCAGCUGGUAAACAAACCCAGAUGGAUCCCAUCAACGGGGACCAACAACAAACGUGUAACACCAAUGAAGAGGUUUUGUCUAAUAGCAAACGGUGCAUAAAAACCUUCAAAAACAAAUCUGACAGUGAAGAUCUUAAGCUGAUUCAUAGGAAAAAGAAGCUGUUUUCCUGCUCUGAAUGUGACAAAGUGUUUUCAAGACACUCCAAUCUCAAAAAUCACAAGCGAAUUCACACGGGAGAGAAACCCUACGGCUGUCAAGCAUGUGGCAAACGAUUCGCGAGAAUAACCAGUCUCCGGAGCCAUAUGAGAAUCCACACUGGAGAAAAACCUUACCCCUGUUCUAUAUGUGGCAAACGAUUCUCGCAUUUGAGCAACCUCCAGAUCCACGCAAGAAUCCACUCUGGAGAAAAGCCUUUUUGCUGUUCGGAAUGUGGAAAACGAUUCUCACAGAAGUGUACACUUGACAGACAUGUAAGAGCUCAUAACGGAGAGAAACCACAUUGCUGUACUGAGUGCGGGAAGAGAUUCUCAGCAAUGGGCACUCUUCAGCAGCACAAGCAAACUCAUACUGGAGAGAAGCCAUAUUGCUGUUCUGAGUGUGGGAAGAGAUUUUUAAAGAGAAGCAACUUUAAAACCCACUUGAAAAUUCACACUGGAGAUAAGCCUUGUUGCUGUUCUGAGUGUGGCAAACGCUUUUUCUAUAAUAGUCAUCUUCAGGAACAUAUGAAAACUCACACCAGAGAAAAACCUCAUUGCUGUUCUGUUUGUGGGAGAGGAUUCUCAAGAUUAAGCCGUCUUAAACUCCACUUGUGCAUUCAUACUGGAGAGAAACCUUACAGUUGUACCCAAUGCAGCAGGUGGUUCUUAAAAGCAAGUCAACUUGAGAAACACAUCCAAAGUCACACCUGCGAGAAGCCUCACUGUUGUUUGGAAUGUGGCAAACGGUUUUCACGGAAGAGUGCUCUUCACAGCCAUUUCAGCAUUCACACUGGAGAGAAGCCUCAUUGUUGUUCUGAAUGUGGGAAGAGAUUCUCAGACAUAUACCGCCUUCGACGGCACCUCAAAAUCCACACUCACGAGAAGCCAUAUUGUUGUCCUGAAUGUGGUAAACAAUUUCCAAAUGGCCGUAGCCUUCGCAGUCAUAAAAUAAUUCAUGUCAGUAAGACUCAUAGCUGUUCUGAAUGUGGCAAAAGAUUCUCCAGUAACCGCCUUCUUCAGAAGCACAAUGGAAUCCACACUGCAGAAAGUUCAGGCAGUGCAAUCCAAAACCUGCCAAGUGUGAAGUAAGAGCAGAACAACUGUGCGAGUGUGUAGGCCUAAGUUUAAUAUCCAUCCACCCAUCCAUUAUCCAACCCGCUAUAUCCUAACUACAUGGUCACGGGGGUCUGCUGGAG